Olea europaea var. sylvestris is the source of this 1800-nucleotide messenger RNA. RefSeq lists its product as uncharacterized. The record is from RefSeq and is a predicted model, not a curated record. The transcript has 7 exons. Bases 1 to 1800 code for a protein of 599 amino acids. Gene Ontology annotation, biological process: DNA integration. Gene Ontology annotation, molecular function: nucleic acid binding. NCBI's taxonomy places the organism in Eukaryota, Viridiplantae, Streptophyta, Magnoliopsida, Lamiales, Oleaceae.
AUGCGUGCAUUUCUUAAGUCUCUAGAUGAGCAUGUUUGGGUGAGUGUGCAAAAUGGUUGGAAACCUCCCUCUACUACCGUAUCAGGAACUGUUAAUCUUACUGACAAAUCACUAUGGACUAAGGAUGAGAUAGCUGAGUGUAAUUGGAAUAGCAAGGGGCUUCAUGCCUUGUUUAUGACUGUGUCUCCCGAAGAGUUUAAGAGAGUGUCAAUGUGCGAAACUGCUAAAGAAGUUUGGGACAUUCUUGAAACUACACAUGAGGGAACUAAAACGAAAGGAAAGUCCAUAGCCUUAAAAUCCAUCAAAGAGGAUGAAUCGUCUGAUACUGAGUCUCUUAGGGAUGAUGAAAUUGCAUACUUUGUUAAGAAAUUUCAAAAAGUUCUCAAGAAUAGGAGAAAACCUCAGGAUAGAAAAAGUGGAGUCCCUAGCAGAUUCUCAAAAGAAAAAACUGAAAGGUUUAACAAUAAAGGGUCGAGUGAUAAACCAUGUUUGGUUAGGUGCCAUGAGUGUCAAGAUAACGAAUCUGAGACCAAUGAUAGGCAGGAAUCAUCUAGUAGUGAAGAUGAAGGGAACUAUAUGGCAUUUGUAUCGACUGUUAAGAGUGAAUCUGAUAAGGAGAGUGACAAGGUUGAAGAAGAACUUCACGAUGAUAAUUCUAGUAAUGAGGAUGAGGAUGACAUAGACAUACAAGAGGCCUAUCAACUUUUGUUUAAGGAGAAGGACAAGGUUAAGACAUUGGCUAGUGAAUUGGAAAAAUCUAAUGCUCAUCUUCAGACUUUCAUAAGUGGGACUAAGAAAUUGGAUAAUCUUUUGGGAAUGAAUAAGCCAGUGGGAGAUAGGAGAGGACACACUAGAACUAGAUGUUAUAAGUUAGGCAAUGAGCAUAGAAAUCAGAACAUUCCUAGUCAGGUUAGCUUUCUGUCUAAUCAGGUUAGUCAUUUGACUGAGAUGCUUACUAAGCUAACUAGGAGUACUUUGUCGCCUAAGAAAGUUUGGGUCAAAAAGGGUGAUCUAGCUAGACAUUCAGGUCAAGAACAUUGUUAUGUUGCUCAUGUUGCAUUAAAAGCCCAAAAUUAUAAUAUGUGGUACCUAGAUAGUGCACGUUCUAGGCAUAUGUGUGGUAACAAGGCUUUAUUCACUACUCUUGAUGAAUGUAAUGGGGGUAUGGUUACCUUUGAAGAUGGGGGUUCUGCACCUAUUCUUGGCAAAGGUCUAAAGUCUAACUUGUUAAGUAUUAGUAAAAUUUGUGAUGCUGAUUUUGAGGUUAGCUUUGUGCAAAAGAGAUGUACUGUGAGUGCAAAAAUUGAUGUGAGUGAACUUUGGCACAAAAGUUUGGGUCAUUUGAACUAUAAGAGUCUAGUACAGCUGGCUAAGAAGGAGUUGGUAGAUGGUUUUCCUAAGAUAGGUCCUAGUGAAAAUGUUGUGUGUGGACCAUGUCAACUAGGUAAACAACUUAAAGAAAGCCAUAAAAAGACUUCUAGAAUUCUGACCAAAAGACCCUUGGAAUUGAUACACAUGAAUUUAAUGGGACCAUCUAGGACUGAGAGUUUAGGAGGUAAGCGGUACAUUCUUGUUGUGGUAGAUGACUUCUCGAGGUUCACAUGGAUAGAAUUGCUUAGGGAAAAAUCUGAUGCUUGUGAUAUUAUAAAAUCAUUGUGUAAACGGCUUUGUAAUGAACUCAAUCUCAAAGUGUCUAGAAUGCAUAGUGAUCAUGGAAAAGAGUUUGAAAUUUUCAAUCUUGAGAGUUUCUGCAUGGACGAAGGGAUACUGCAUGAGUUCUCUUCCCCUAUCACUCCUUAA